Molecule: messenger RNA, 597 nt
Organism: Lachnellula hyalina
Lineage: Eukaryota; Fungi; Ascomycota; Leotiomycetes; Helotiales; Lachnaceae
Exons: 2
Coding region: 1-597 (198 amino acids)
Source: RefSeq, a predicted model, not a curated record
AUGCAAUCGGAUCCGUCGGAUGACGAAGACAAUUUCACACUACUGGACAGUCUGAUCAAGAUUGUUCUGAGGGUCGGAAACGCCAUCUCAGAAUGGGACGCCAAGCUCCGCGGAGGAGAUGGAAGGUUGCAAAUUUACAAAGAAUGGUUACCAGUCAAGACUUUAGAUGAUGCUACGCCAGUCGCAUACUCGAUUCAGUUCUCAUUCAUAAGCUUUGAGGUUGCUGCCGCUUUUAUAUUCUGCGAGAUGACAAAGAUUUUUCUCUGCCAGCUUAUUAUUGACAUGACAACCUGUGCUCGAGGAUCUACGACGGACGAUUACAAGUCAUUCUCCGAUAUUGAUAUCCGAAAAUACAAAACAAAAGCUAUGAAGUCUGCUGAUAAACUCUGCCAGUCAACCGACUAUUUUUUUUGUUCAGCACCAGCGGAUGCUCAGACUCUGCUUUGCAACCUGAGUAAGACUGGGACUGGAGAUCCUGCGCAGGAUGCGCUACUUGAGCUGAAAGUUGGGUUUUGUGAAUCUGUGCAGACUUCUCUCAGGACCGAGGGGCUCGCUUCUAUGGGUGGAGUGAACCUGAGUUCGAAUCUCAAGAGGUGA